AUGGGUUUACUUGAAGAUUUCCCGAAGGAUCCAUUUACGCCCAGCUUGCCUUAUGCGGCGGCCGCGCAGCUUCCAGUCACCAUGCCCUGGGGUGGAGACAUUCUCCGACUGGGUACACCCCUGAUAAUUGGAAGUCGGCCAGAGGAGACAAAGUUCCUCGAAGAUCGAAGUGCCUUUGCCCCUGAAUCACUGCGCAAAAGCUCCCUUGUCUUUCAAAGCUCCUGCCAGGGUACAGUGACCAGAUCAAGCACCAGCUCCGCAGCAGAAAGUCACGAGCACACCUCAUUUUCGCUUCAGGCGCAAGUCGGCGGGUCUGUGAUCGGCGUGUCCGGACGCGCAAACUACGAAGCUCGAGUGGCGACCAACCGGCAUGCCCAAAACGCUAGCUUCCGUGCAGAAUACCAGGCUGGGCGCAUUGGCUUUGACGAACCCCCGCAUCUUUCAGCCGACGCCCUUGCUUUGCUCCAUAAUCGCGCCGACCCGAAUGCGUUCCGAGCCAAGUAUGGGGAUUACUAUGUUGGGGCUUAUCUACUUGGUGGCGCUAACUCGCAGCUGCUCUCAUGCACCGCCAUGGGUGCCUCGUCCUCCAAAGAUAUGAGUGCUCAAGUUACGGGGAAAUUCCUAGGGUUCAAGAAGACAAAGAACUUUGAAGAACAUGAGCAAGCAGAGGUCGCAAUGGGGCAAUAUGAACUGGUCGCAUAUGAUUCCCUCAAUGCCUGGGAGUGCAAUCAAAAAGGGGGUAACGAGCAGGCAAAUCUAGAGCUCGUGGCUCAAGCGAACUAUGAUCGAUGCAGCACCCUUGUCAAUCGCGUGGCUGCCAAGGUGGAGGCGCUGCAGCUGCAGCAUGGCUCACGCGUACCCUGGGAUAGCUGCGAGGCUAUUUGUCGCGAUCAUUUGGUGGUCCAGGUCUUGUUGCUUCCGUAUGCCAAAGUGAAGGAGUAUGCGUCGGCUGUUUUGUCCGUAGCAGAGCUUCCCCAGCUGAGCUGA
Messenger RNA from Penicillium antarcticum, 987 nucleotides. RefSeq lists its product as uncharacterized. The transcript has 2 exons. Bases 1 to 987 code for a protein of 328 amino acids. The record is from RefSeq and is a predicted model, not a curated record. Lineage: Eukaryota; Fungi; Ascomycota; Eurotiomycetes; Eurotiales; Aspergillaceae.